This is a messenger RNA of Lodderomyces beijingensis, 2331 nucleotides long. The record is from the annotation of a GenBank genome assembly. Lineage: Eukaryota; Fungi; Ascomycota; Pichiomycetes; Serinales; Debaryomycetaceae.
AUGCAAACGGUGACGAAAAGCAGUUUGGCUGAGGAAGAAGAAGGAGGAGAAGAAGACGAAGAAGAAGAUCUUGACGGUGUGCUAUAUGUGACGCAAAAAAUUAAAGAGGAGGCAGAGGAGGAAGAUAAAACGGAUAAUAUGGCGUUAUUUGAAAUCAAGAGAGAAGAGGAGAGCGCGGUUUGGUCAAAUACAGCAAAGGUCGAACCAGACUCCAUGUUUGAUUUAAAAAGCUCGCUGUUGUUUGCUGAGCAAACCAUUUCUUCAACAGAGCAAGAUACUCAAGUAAAGAUUGAAAAAGUGGAACCAAGAAAAGAAGCAAUCUCAUGCCCGGUUUGCGAACUAAAUCUCCGCGAGAUGGAUUUCCGCAGUCGAACGGAUCAUGUUGAUACGUGUCUAGUACGCGUCACUUUUGUUGAAAAUGAAGGAUCGUCACCGGAAAGUUCAUCAUCAAGCUUGCUUUUGGACAAACAGAAGCCCGCAAAUAAGAAAAGGGCUCUACCGGAGAAAAAAGAUGCUAGUCCUGGUAAGAAAAAGAAAAUCGUCAAGGAGAAAGUGCGAUAUAUCAACACCGAAACAAACGUUAACGGGAGUGCAAAGAUCAUCAAGCCGCCUCCAGUGAAGAAAAACUCGGAUAGCUCGAGCUCAGUCUCCUCGCCAAAUACUGGCUCUAUUUCCCUUAGCACGGCAAAGCCUUCAUCAUCAUUUAACAGAAGAAAGCCUAUUUCGCCGCUUAAAACAAUGACUUUCCCCAUUGACAAGUCGCGAGAUUUGAAAUAUCAGCUUGCAGUUGACGCAUUCUGCUUUGCACCUCAUGAUACCAUUGACCAGUACUUUCUCACUCACUUCCACGCUGACCACUAUGGAGGGAUAUCCAAAAAAUGGGCCUACGAACGCGUCUUUAAGGGCGAUGAAGAUUACGAAAAUGACUCAAAAUAUAAACGGAUCAUUUACUGUACGGAGAUUACUGGCAAAUUGCUCACCUUGUAUUUCUCCGUAGACCCGAGAUUCAUCAAGCAAUUGCAAAUGGAUGCUCGGUACAAGGUCAAGAGCUACGCAGAAGCUGAAGUUGUGCUCAACGGGGGGUACAAGAGUGAUUCCACCGAUCCUGGACUAUAUGUGACAUCAAUCACUGCAAACCACUGCCCGGGAGCUGCCAUUUUUCUUUUUGAAUCCAUUGGACUAGAUGGGACCAUACAUCGAAUCUUGCAUUGCGGAGACUUUAGAGUCAAUAUGACUAUUCUCGAUCACCCUUUAUUGAAUCGGUUCAGCGUUGGCCGACGCAAUGUGGACGACACGUUGCAAAUAGACAAGGUCUACCUCGACACUACUUAUAUGAACCCCACCUAUACCUUCCCCAAACAGGAACUCGUUUGCGAUACCGUCGCGACGCUUUUCGAACAAUUGGCAACGAUGCCAGAGGGAAAUGCUGGUGGGAAUUCGUUGUUCAACACGUGGUUUGGUUUUCUCACCCAAUCACGAAUUACCGACUUUUGGCAAUCUGGACCACUGGCAACUACGAAGAAGAAGAAAUUCUUGAUUCUCGUGGGCACCUAUGUGAUUGGCAAAGAGAAACUCGCCACCGCAAUCCUGAAAAGACUCCAAUGUCCAAUUUACGUGUCAAACAUCAAUAACAGGAAAAACAAAUACGAGAUUCUAAAGACUUAUAAAGAUGAGUAUUUGGAUCUGGUGCUCACAGAUGAUGAUUUGGGCAGCAGGGACUCUAGCGAUUGUAUCGUCCAUCUUGUACCUAUGAACAUUGUGGGCUCGAUCCAGGAGCUAUCAAACUAUUUCAACCACAAUCGGUACUAUGAAAGUUUUGAAAGAUGCGUCGGGUUACGACCAACUGGGUGGAGCUUUGCCCAGAACGGGAAAGGGAAACAAGCUGACCCGGAGCCUGAUGACACAACAAUUGUGCCGCUAACUCCACUUGAAGAAGUUGUCAAGGUGAUGGAGACCACUACAAGUUACACUUUUUCCGAUCACAUUUUACCUCAGGGCACAAAGAGUGGAUCAAAAUCGGGAUCGAAAUCGGGAUCGGGAUCAUCCAGGGGAAAACCGGAUCUGGAAUUGUAUCGAAUUUACUCAAUCCCAUAUAGUGAGCACUCGUCGUUUCGAGAAUUAGCUUAUUUUGUCGUGUUUUUCAAUAUCGGGCGUGUUAUCCCAACGGUGAAUUGCAAUAACGAGUUCAAUUUGAAGCGAAUGGAAGAAAUCAUAGGCACAUGGGAGCAAGUGAGGCGGCUCAAGACUGACCGAAUGAAUGAAACUGACGCCGCUAUUGCAAGCGAGGAAAUGAUGCUGAAAGUACAAGAUCUUUCGUUGGAAACCUUUUGA